Humulus lupulus (European hop) is the source of this 1721-nucleotide messenger RNA. RefSeq names its product flavonol synthase/flavanone 3-hydroxylase. The coding region runs from base 364 to 1545 and encodes 393 amino acids. The transcript has 3 exons. Lineage: Eukaryota; Viridiplantae; Streptophyta; Magnoliopsida; Rosales; Cannabaceae. The record is from RefSeq and is a predicted model, not a curated record.
CCUCGCUCUAGAUCUCCUGUAUUAGCUAACUAGACAUAGCAAAAGCUUGCCAGCCCAUUCCAUUCCAUUCCAAAUUUCCAAAGUUUAUGCCAAGCCAACCCACAUUAAACCAUUUUUAUUCUCUCCUUUUUCUUUUUUAAACCAUAAAAAAAAGUAAAGCGAAACCUCUUCAUUGUCAUAUUUCUUAUAAUGUCGGCAACGUCCUAACAUGCCAUCAUUACUAAUGCUUACACUUUUUCAUUGUUUUCUUCCUUUUUCUCUGUUACUAAUUUUCAAUAAUAUCGAAUCCAAUACGAAAAAUAAGCUUAGAAAACAGACAUAUAUGUAUUUAUAUAUAUAUAUAUUAUAAAGAUUGAUCAGUUGAUGAACUUGGUCACUCACUCAAUGGCGCCAUCGAAUUCCCCUGAAUCCUUAGCAGCCGAAAACCACAUCAACUUCCGAGCACCGCCGCCGUCGCCAAUCCACUCAGGCCGUCGAUCAUCCUUUACCAACGAUACCGUUCUCACUAACUUCCUCGAGCACUCGCUCCGCGUCCCGGACCUCAUCUUGCCGGACAAGAUUUUCCCCAAGCAGAGGUGCGUCAAAGCUCCUCCGGUGAUCGAUUUCGAAUCCCUAGUUCUGGAUGAAUGCGACGCCGUUUCGAGGAUCGUCGAAUUCGUAGCCGAUUACGGCUACUUCCAGGUGGCGAAUCACGGAAUUUCGAGCGAGUUCGUUAGGUCGGCGCAAGCAGCAGCCGCCGGGAUUUUUGAGGUUCCGCCGGAGAAGAGAACGUCGAUAACGAGGUCGCCGGAGAUGCCUUACGGGUUUGAGGAAGUUCAUGGGGAAGAGAGUGAGAGUGAGAGUGAAAGUGGUUUCAGUGAAGAGUUUGUUUGGAGUCCAGAUGAAGGUUUGAAGUCGCUUAUGGAGGGAAUUCGGCCAAGUGGAUAUUCCAAAUUUUGCAAAAGAAUGGAAAUCUUAUCAUCCAAAAUUUCAAAAGUUGCGGAGAAAGUAUUUUCAAUAAUAACUAGGAAGAAUCCUCGAAGAAAAUUGAUGUUUGGGAUUGGAAAUGAUAUUGUAUGGCAAGGGCACGAAAUUACAGGAACACUUUGUUGCCUUUACAAAAAUAGUCAAAGCUAUGGUAAUGAUGAGAGUAGCGCUGAGUGUGUGAGACAUGAAGUUAUUAGGAUGCUUCUAAGGAGAAAUGAUCAUUCUCAUGCUCUUACUUUGCAUUUUUGUGGUGGCACUUCGGAGUUUCAUGUCUACUCCAAGAAAGGAUGGCUUUCUUUCAUUCCUCACAAGGAUGCUUUAGUCAUCACAAUUGGAGAUCAAUUACAGACAUGGAGUGGUGGACAGUAUAAGCAUGUAGUAGGAAGGCCAAUCUUUAAAGAAGAGAAAGAAGAUUACAUCUCAAUGGCUUUCCUUUACUCUCCUCCCACUAUUACUUCAGACUUGAGAUCCACCACGGCCGAGGAGAAGACUAUAUCUCUUAACCAACAACUCGUAAUGGCUAUUGCUCUAACUAUUGUUUAUCAAUUCUUAGCUUACAUCUACAAAUUUAUUUCAUGAACUUCAUUUCAUGCUCUUAAUCACCUUUACAAAAGGAACACCGUUGGAUCUGUCCAAAUCAAAUAAUUUUGAUUUUGACUUAUGCACAUAUUCACAUAUUUGAGGUUGUUCAUGGACUGGUACUUUUUUUAUUAUUAUUGUUAAAGAAGAAAUAGAGGAAUUAUUCAUGUGGAAUA